This is a messenger RNA of Gymnodraco acuticeps, 802 nucleotides long. Its product is annotated as neuropeptide B-like. Gene Ontology annotation, molecular function: G protein-coupled receptor binding. Bases 63 to 449 code for a protein of 128 amino acids. The record is from RefSeq and is a predicted model, not a curated record. Lineage: Eukaryota; Metazoa; Chordata; Actinopteri; Perciformes; Bathydraconidae. Gene Ontology annotation, biological process: feeding behavior; G protein-coupled receptor signaling pathway. The transcript has 2 exons.
GCGGUGACAGCAAGGACCACCAGAGAGUUGGAGGAGCGCAGACGCAAGCCUCAGUUCUCGACAUGGAAAUGCACGCUAAACUCGUGCUGCCCAUCGUGAUCAUCUCCGCGCUGGUGGCUUGCAGUCCGACGCAGGCAUGGUACAAGCAGGUGGCUGGCCCGAGCUACUACUCGGUGGGCAGGGCGUCCGGGUUGCUGUCCGGUAUCCGCAGAUCCCCGUACACCCGGAGAGCCGAGCUGGACUCGUCAGACAGCGACGAGCUGGCGACCAACAGCGUGUUCCCCGAACUCACUCAGAACAAUUUCAUCCUGAAGACGAUGCCUGUUUGCAUCAAAGACAUCACACCUGACCUGCAGAGCUGUGAACUCUUCCAGGAGAGCAAGGGAUCCUUUAAGUGCAAAGCGGACGUCCUCCUCACUCUGGACUCCGCAGACUGUGCAGGAGACUGAGGCUGACAUCUGGGCCAGGGAUUAUAAAACUGUACAUCUCUCACUUUUAGAGUUAGCUUAGUUUGACACCUUUUUGCAUUAGAUUGAAGACAUGCUAAUUUCCAUGUACCAUUUCACUUAUUUAUUAUACAAGUCUUUAAAACAUUAAGCUGUAAAAGUUAUGUAUUAAUGUACAUUUUUGAUCUGAGAUUUCAUUAAUAAAUUAAUCAUACUGCAGCCAUGUGUUGAAAUUACUGAAUGCAAAACAAAUCAGAACGUAAUUAUCUUUUUCCUUCUCAUUUACAAGAAAUGUCUUACAUUCUGUAUAAUCAGCACAAUAAUUGUGGUCAUGAAUUCAAUUUAGAGGGAUUAAA